AAUGCAAGAUGGCUCCUCGUAUAAAAACAGUCUUCUGGGUUGCCCCCAACGUGCAACAAAAUAACUCUUUACACCUUAUCAGGUUAAAAUAUUUAUCCUCGAAUAGUUCUGAAGGGUAACUCGAGCUUCCGAUUGAUAUGCGUACGAUGCUUGACGACGUUUCGUGUGAGAAGAUAGAUAAGAGACAAGAGGGAGAAGUUUGAAGCCAUGAGUCGGUGCUGAAGUGUUUCUCUGUCCGCGGAGCCGCCAGGACACUCCGGGCCUCGGCUAACCUGCUAACCAGCUAAUAACGUGCUGGUUGUUGUCUGGAAACGUUCAACAGCAGAGAGAAAGAAGGAGAAAGUUUCGAAAUCACUGACUGCCUGUUGAAUGUGGGGCAACACAUUAAUCAACAAUGGCUGUAUCAAGACUUGAUCGUCUGUUUAUCCUGCUUGACACCGGAACAACACCAGUAACCAGGAAAGCAGCGGCCCAGCAGCUUGGAGAAGUAGUCAAACUCCACCCACAUGAACUGCACAACCUCUUAUCAAAGGUCCUGACCUACCUACGGAGUCCAAACUGGGACACCCGUAUAGCAGCAGGACAAGCUGUAGAAGCCAUAGUCAGGAAUGUUCCUGAGUGGGACCCGGCCCCCAGGCCUAAAGAAGAGUCUUGUGAAGAUUUAUCUCCAGAGGACUCCUCCUGUGACCGUCUGACUUUCUACCACUUUGACAUCGCCCGCCUCCUCAAACAUGGAGCCUCUCUGUUGGGAUCUGCCGGGGCUGAGUUUGAACUACAGGAUGACAAAACUGGUGAGAUGGACCCUAAGGAACGUCUGGCUCGCCAGAGAAAGCUUCUGCAGAAGAAGUUGGGUCUGGAUAUGGGUGCCGCCAUCGGCAUGGACACAGAGGAUCUGUUCAAUGAUGAAGACCUUGACUACACCUGCCAAUCCAGUGGACUAAGAGCCCAUGGAAGCAAAGCCGCAGCUGGAUCCAGUUCCAGAAACCAUGUGCCGAUUCAAGCUGCUGAGUUGAUCGACUCAGAGUUCAGACCAGGCAUGAGCAAUCGACAGAAGAACAAGGCGAAGAGGAUGGCCAAGCUGGUGGCCAAACAAAGAUCCAGAGACGUGGACUCAAAUGAAAAGAGUAAUGACAGUUUUGAGGGAGAACCUGAAGAGAAACGGAGAAAAACCACAAACGUCGUCAUCGACCAACCAGCAUCAGAGAAUAAAGUCUUAAUCGACAACGUUCCAGAUAACUCCAGCCUUUCAGAGGAGGCAAACGAGUGGCCUCUGGAGAGCUUCUGUGAGGAGCUCUGUAAUGACCUCUUCAAUCCUUCAUGGGAGAUUCGUCAUGGUGCAGGCACAGGUCUUAGAGAAAUCCUCAAGUCCCAUGGUCCUGGCGGCGGGAAACUGGUGGGAAGCACUUCAGAACAGAUGCUGCGGCAGCAUCAGGAGUGGAUAGAGGAUCUGGUCAUCCGGCUCCUCUGUGUUUUCGCUUUGGACCGCUUUGGAGAUUUUGUGUCUGACGAGGUGGUGGCUCCUGUCAGGGAGACGUGUGCACAGACCCUCGGCGUGGCCCUUCGUCAUAUGAAUGAAACUGGUGUUUCGAUGACCGUGGAUGUUCUGCUGAAGCUGCUCAAAGAAGACCAAUGGGAGGUCCGUCAUGGAGGCCUGCUCGGGAUCAAGUAUGCCCUGGCUGUCCGACAGGACCUGAUCUCUGUUUUGCUGCCCCGGGUGCUCCCAGCCAUCACUGUGGGUCUACAGGACCUGGAUGACGAUGUCAGAGCUGUGGCAGCAUCAUCCCUCAUCCCUGUGGUGGAAGGUUUGGUACAGCUGCUACCCAACAAGGUGCCCUUCAUAGUGAACACACUGUGGGAUUCCCUUUUAGACCUGGACGACCUCACAGCUUCUACUAACAGCAUCAUGACACUGCUGUCCUCUCUGCUCACCUACCCGCAGGUCCGACAGUGCAGCAUGCAGCAGUCAUUAACAGUCCUGGUUCCUCGGGUUUGGCCAUUUUUGAGACACACGAUAUCAUCAGUAAGAAGGGCAGCGCUGGAGACACUUUUCACACUGCUCUCUAAAGCUGAGCAGAGCUGUGCCAUGUGGAUUAACCCCAUCCUACAGGACAUGCUUCGACACAUAUUUCAGUCCUGCAUACUGGAGAGCAAUGAGGAAAUCCUUGAGCUGAUCCAAAAGGUGUGGAUGGAGCUGCUGUCUCAGGCACCCCAGCAGUACGUGGUAGCAGCCAGCUGUCCGUGGAUGGGUGCCUGGCUCUGUCUCAUGAUGCAGGCCUCACACAUUCCCAUAGACCUGAACAUGCUGCUGGAAGUGAAGUCUCGCUCCAAGGAUAAGAUGGGUGCAAAGGCCCGCCAAGGUACCAUCCUGGUGAAGGAAACGGUUCAGGAGUACAUAGCAGGAGCAGAGACUGUGGCAGACGACUCGCUGACACGAGACUAUGUAGUGAUGCGAGCUCGUCUCAUGGCUGCUAGAUUGCUGGGAGCUCUGUGUAGGUGUAUCUGUGACCCUCAGCUCAAUGCUGCAUCACAGGAGAUGCGACCAGCUGAGUCUUUGGGCCAGCUGUUGCUCUUCCACCUUAACUCCAAGUCUGCCCUGCAGCGCAUAGCUGUGUCUCUGGUGCUCUGUGAGUGGGCUGCACUGCAGAAGGAUUGUCAGCUGGUGUCGUCCAUGGUGCAGCCUCGUCUUCUGGCUGUUCUGUCUGAGCACUUGUACUAUGAUGAGAUCGCCAUCCCCUUCACACGCAUGCAGAAUGAAUGCAAGCAGCUCAUUGCACUGCUAGCUGAAUCCAACAUAGACCUGCAGGAUCGCCUCAGUUGUAGCGUUUUCACUAUUGAUCAAGCUAACGACCUGGUAACCACCAUCUUUACAGACUCGACGGGAGCUCUGAACGUCAAUUCCAAACAGUGGCAGGCACUGGACAGUAAACGGCAGCAGGCUCAGUCCACAGUGCUGGAGACGAGCACAGAAUGGCAGCAGCUUCAUCUGCGUGUCCACAUGUUCACCGCCUGUGCAGUCAUUAACCUGCAGGUUCUUCCCGACAAACUCAACCCGCUGGUCCGACCUCUGAUGGAGUCAAUAAAGCGAGAAGAGAACGCUCUGAUUCAGGGAUACGCUGCUUCUUUCACAGCUAAGCUGCUGCAGCAGUGUGCUGGACGCUCGCCAUGCCCCAAUCCCAAGAUCAUCAAAAACCUCUGUGCCUCUGCUUGUGUGGACUCUGCAGCCACACCCUCAUCUGCCUGCCCCGUGCCCCCAACACAAGAAAACUCCAAAGGCUGUGGGUUGGAGAAAGACGGCAUGCAUCACAUGGUAAACAAAACACGAGGGAUCAUCACCCUGUACCGCCACCAAAAGGCAGCGUUUGCCAUCACCAGUAAAAGAGGGCCAGCCCCUAAAGCCCCAAAGACCCCCAGCACUGAGCUCCCUCCAGGCAGCACCAUCAGCACUGAUAAUGACGAGAGCAAGAAACCCUUCCUCAUUCAGAGACGAGGGUCGGAGUUCUCCCUGACGACUAUUGCUCGGCACUUUGGUGCAGACUUCACCACGACUCUGCCGUACCUGUGGGAGAGCACAGUGGGACCUCUGAGAACUGUGGUGACAGCAGGUUACAGCCUCGAUAGGCAAGUUGAGCUGGAGAGGGGAGAUGCUGCAGCUCAGGAUCUGGUUAACUCUCUACAAGUGCUGGAAGUCAUGGCUGGAGCCAUGGCUGCUGAACUCAAACCUCUGCUCCUGGAGCAUCUACCCCAACUGUUCACCUGCCUGCAGCACCCAUACACAGCAGUGCGUCACAUGACGGCACGCUGUGUUGGCGUGUUUAGUAAGAUCGCCAUGCUGGAGACCAUGAACAGUUUCCUGGAGUGUGUGCUCCCCUGGUUAGCAGCAAUCGGGGACUGCACCAAACAGGAGGGUGCCAUCGAGGCUUUAGCCUGUGUGAUGGAGCAGCUGGAUGUGGACAUCGUGCCCUACAUCGUGCUGCUUGUUGUACCCGUGCUGGGCCGUAUGAGUGACCCCAGUGACAGCAUCCGUUUCAUGGCCACACAGUGCUUUGCUACACUCAUCCGCCUGCUGCCUUUAGAGGCAGGGAUACCUGACCCUCCAGCCAUGUCCGCAGACCUGAUCCGGCAGAAGGCCAGAGAACGCCACUUCCUGGAGCAACUACUAGAUGGAAGAAAACUGGAGAACUACAAGAUCCCUGUUCCUAUCAAAGCUGAACUCAGGAAGUACCAGCAGGACGGAGUGAACUGGCUGUCCUUCCUGAACAAAUACAAGCUGCACGGGAUCCUGUGUGAUGACAUGGGCCUCGGCAAGACGCUGCAGUCCAUCUGCAUCCUGGCAGGAGAUACCUACCUCAGGGCUCAGGAGUACGCCAAGACUAAAGCGGCUGACUGCAGCCCCAUGCCCUCUCUGGUGGUUUGUCCGCCCACGCUGACCGGACACUGGGUGGACGAAGUGAGCAAGUUCUGCUCUAAAGAGUACCUCCACCCGCUGCAUUACACCGGACCUCCUACAGAACGGAUGCGGUUACAACAUCAAGUUAAGAAACACAAUCUCAUAGUCGCCUCUUACGAUGUUGUUCGGAACGACAUCGACUUUUUUAGAAAUAUCAAAUUUAACUACUGCAUCCUUGAUGAGGGUCAUGUCAUCAAAAACGGGAAAACCAAACUCUCCAAAGCCAUCAAGCAGUUGGCCGCCAACUUCAGAGUCAUCUUAUCAGGAACGCCCAUUCAGAACAACGUCCUGGAGCUCUGGUCGUUGUUCGACUUCCUCAUGCCAGGCUUCCUGGGAACGGAACGACAGUUUGCUGCUCGCUACGGUAAACCGAUCCUGGCCAGCCGGGACGCCAAAAGUUCCUCACGGGAACAGGAAGCAGGUGUCCUUGCGAUGGAGGCGCUUCAUCGACAGGUGUUGCCCUUCCUCCUGAGGAGGAUGAAGGAGGACGUCCUCCAGGACCUUCCUCCUAAAAUCAUUCAGGACUAUUACUGCAACCUGAGUCCUCUACAGGUUCAGCUGUAUGAAGACUUUGCAAAGUCUCGAGCCAAGGCCAGUGUGGACGACAGCCUCUCUACAGCCUCAACAGAAGAGGAGGAGAAGCCUAAGCUGAAGGCUACAGGACAUGUCUUCCAGGCGCUGCAGUACCUGAGGAAGCUGUGUAACCACCCGAGCCUGGUCCUGACCCCGCAGCAUCCAGAGUACAAACGUGUCACUGAGCAGCUGGCGAGCCAGAACUCGAGCCUGCGGGACAUUCUGCACGCGCCCAAACUCUCAGCUCUCAAACAGCUGCUGUUGGACUGUGGUCUCGGUGGUGGUGUUGGAUCAGAGGGCGGCACUGAGGCAGUGGUGGCCCAGCAUCGUGUGCUCAUCUUCUGUCAGCUGAAGAGUAUGCUGGAUAUUGUGGAGCACGACCUGCUGAAGCCCAAACUGCCCUCGGUCACCUACCUGAGGCUGGAUGGCAGCGUGCAGGCCGGCCUGCGUCACUCCAUCGUCUCCAGGUUUAACAACGACCCGUCCAUCGAUGUGCUGCUGCUGACCACACACGUUGGAGGUCUGGGUCUGAACCUGACUGGUGCAGACACCGUGGUGUUUGUGGAACACGACUGGAACCCAAUGAGGGACCUGCAGGCGAUGGACCGAGCCCACAGGAUAGGACAGAAACGGGUGGUGAACGUCUACAGGCUGAUCACUCGCGGCACACUGGAGGAGAAGAUCAUGGGUCUGCAGAAAUUUAAGAUGAGCAUCGCCAACACCGUCAUCAGCCAAGACAACUCCAGCAUGCAGAGCAUGGGCACAGACCAGCUCCUCAACCUGUUCACCCUGGACAAGGGUGAGAAGGCUGAGCAGUCAGCGUCAACCUCAGGGAAGUCCUCCAUGAAGUCUGUGCUGGACGGACUGGGGGAGCUUUGGGACCAGCAGCAGUACGACUCAGAGUACAACCUGGACACCUUCAUGCACUCCCUACAGUAGCACUGCAAGACCCCCACCACAGCCCUCUUCCACACCCACGUAGCCUCCGUCUGCUGACCGAGCUGGACCCGGUCAGAGCCGGAGGAGACCCAAACUGCUGCAGAUAACUUUCGCAGUCCACCUUACACCUAACGCAGGAUAAAUGAGGUGGGCUGAUAGUUAACGUUCAUGACCAUAAGCAAUAACUCAAGCACAGCUGGAAUAAAAAAACUAAAUUUUAACGCCUCAAACUAAACGGUACACGGCAGAAAAGUGUGUCUUAACAUUUUUAGGAAAUCCCAUAAUUCUUCGAGAUUUGCAGAGAACCCCUAAGAGGUGGUACAACGUGUCUGUACCAAACAUCUCCAGUGUUAGUUUACAACAUCUGCAUUAGUCCGCGGUGAUGAUGCGUCCUAGCUAUCCUUCAAGCUCCAGGUGCUGCUUUUCUCCCAUGAUGCAUUGCCAGAGUAUACAGUGUUAACUACUUCACCAUUACUCUCCUAUCCCACUGAUCUCAUGGUCUUAAAGCGCUGCGAUGCCCCGCCACGUCUGUCAGCUGCUCUCUGACUGAUACAAACAUUUUUCUGUACGACAAAAGGGAAACGGGUGGAGAGCGAGGGAGCUCUCUGGAGGACGCACAGGAUAUCAUCACUGACUCUUUCUGGCACAGUGAUGAGCAGGUUGUGCUGUAGAGGGCGCUGUAGUUUCCCCUCGCCCCGGGAGAGUCUGUUCACAUGAGCUGUGUGUUUGACAAAUGAACGAGUGUGUCCUGCUCUUCAAACGUGGUGUCAAAAGGAGCACUUGAAGCAGCUUCACAGAGACUGAACAUGGGGCCAAGAGGAAACUGGUACCUGAAAGAUGCCACAAGUAUUUUAAAAAGAAGAAAUAGACUUGUACAUACUUCUGUAACUGCUGCUUUUUCUUUAUGAUUGUGGAGUUGUAAUAAAUUCUACAAACCUUUGAAUUA
Labrus bergylta (ballan wrasse) is the source of this 6905-nucleotide messenger RNA. RefSeq names its product BTAF1 RNA polymerase II, B-TFIID transcription factor-associated (gene btaf1). The record is from RefSeq and is a predicted model, not a curated record. NCBI's taxonomy places the organism in Eukaryota, Metazoa, Chordata, Actinopteri, Labriformes, Labridae. Gene Ontology annotation, molecular function: ATP-dependent chromatin remodeler activity; TBP-class protein binding; ATP binding.